Molecule: messenger RNA, 528 nt
Organism: Torulaspora delbrueckii
Lineage: Eukaryota; Fungi; Ascomycota; Saccharomycetes; Saccharomycetales; Saccharomycetaceae
Gene: PPT2
Product: holo-[acyl-carrier-protein] synthase
Exons: 1
Coding region: 1-528 (175 amino acids)
Molecular function (GO): magnesium ion binding; holo-[acyl-carrier-protein] synthase activity
Source: RefSeq, a predicted model, not a curated record
AUGAACGUCUUUAAAGCAGGAGGCAAAACCCUGGGGAUAGGUACCGAUAUAGUUCAUUUACCAAGGUUUAAGAGAUUACUGCAAAAGUAUCCUUUACGCCCUAAUCAUGAGAUACUACCCUUCAUGAAGAUCGCACGGAAGUAUAUGCAUCCUUACGAGAUGAACAAGAUUCAAGCAAUGGCAAAUGAACCCGAUAGCGCAACCCGCUCAGUAAUUUAUGCUGCUGGGAUAUGGGGAAUCAAAGAGUCAGUCCUGAAGGCGCUAUCAUGUUUUGUCCCUGCUGAAGACAUGCCAACAGCUCAAUCCAUUUACACAAAACUAGUUUUCAAGAGCAGCAUUAGUGGUGAGAGACCUCUGCUUCAGUUUGAUGACACGUACAAAGCCAUAGCGACUAAGAAAGAAGCCGUCUUUUACCAGAGGUACAUCGAGGCACCGCUGACACAGCCGUUGAUUUCAAUCUCUCACGAUGGUGAUUACCUCGUAACAUUUGCGUGUCUUGUGGAAGGUGAUAGAUACCAAAAAGUUUGA